AUUCCUAAAUUUUUCCUCAUUGCUGAAAAAUUCGGAAACGCGUUUCCUUUUUCUCGUAGUGAGAGGGAGACAUGUAAUCUCAAUCUCACCCCUUUUAUAUUUCUUACUUUUUGUUUCUCUCUUUCUCACAUAAUUCUUCGUUUCCCAGAAUCUCACCAACCCUAAAACUUCUCUCUUCAGGGAAAAAAAAUUAUGUGUCCGAUGAGGUUCUUAUUGGUUUUCUUCUCAGCUGUACUCGCCGGAUAUUUCGCGUGGAAGACGGUGAGUUCUUCGCCGGAAUUCGAUUCACCGGACGAAUUGAACGAGAAACAAGAACUCAAUCUCAAACAGAAGAUGGAGAAUGGGUUUUGGGUGUUCGUCGAUAUGGCUAGCGGAAGAUACCUUUGGAGGAAUCUUAAGGAAAUGAGAGAGAAAACUCAAUGAAGACGAUGAUUGUUGAAUACGUAAAGAUUUCAUCUUUUUUUUUGGUUUCUUCUUUGUGAAGAAAGUUUCAGAAACAAUAAUAAUGAUACUUAGACGAGUUUAAUAGUAUUCGUUUGUUCUAAUCUUUCUCCUGAAUUUUUGUAACUUUGAUUCAUUGAUUUGUUAUCUUGGAAAACGAUAAACAAAGAGUGUUGUAACCCUUCAA
Molecule: messenger RNA, 628 nt
Organism: Arabidopsis lyrata subsp. lyrata
Lineage: Eukaryota; Viridiplantae; Streptophyta; Magnoliopsida; Brassicales; Brassicaceae
Exons: 2
Coding region: 193-423 (76 amino acids)
Source: RefSeq, a predicted model, not a curated record